AUGACGUCACAUGGGUGCGCUGUGAUUGGGUGUUGUGAGCGGAAGUGUCGGUUUGAACUCAGACACGGCGGUUUGUGCAAAAAAGAGAAGAGGAGUACAACUUUAGAAAUGGCGUCUCAGAACAUGGAUCCUGCAGCGUCCACAGCUCGCAAAGGAAACGAGAGAGGGAACAGCGCCACCAAGGGAUCAGUGACCAAACGGCUGCAGCAGGAGCUCAUGACAUUGAUGAUGAGUGGCGACAAAGGCAUCAGCGCCUUCCCAGAGUCGGAGAACCUCUUCAAAUGGGUCGGAACCAUUGACGGCGCUCCAGGCACAGAUGCACUGGUGGAGCAGCCCAUGGCCAGCACCGCCUGCACUAAGGUCUACGAGGGCCUGCGGUUUCGAGUCUCCCUGGACUUCCCAGACGGGUACCCGUUCCACCCGCCGCAGGUGAAGUUCGUGACCCCAUGUUUCCACCCAAACGUGGACGAGCAGGGCUUCAUCUGUCUGGACAUUCUUAAGGAUAAGUGGUCCGCACUGUACGACGUCAGGACCAUCUUGCUGUCUUUGCAAAGCUUGUUGGGAGAGCCAAAUAACGAGUCUCCUCUGAACACAAAGGCAGCAGAUCUGUGGAGUAACCAGGAAGCCUUCAAGACCCACCUUCUGUCCACGCUCCAGAAAUAA
Messenger RNA from Knipowitschia caucasica, 663 nucleotides. The record is from the annotation of a GenBank genome assembly. Lineage: Eukaryota; Metazoa; Chordata; Actinopteri; Gobiiformes; Gobiidae.